This is a messenger RNA of Coniosporium apollinis CBS 100218, 660 nucleotides long. RefSeq lists its product as uncharacterized. The coding region runs from base 1 to 660 and encodes 219 amino acids. Gene Ontology annotation, biological process: homologous chromosome pairing at meiosis; meiotic joint molecule formation; reciprocal meiotic recombination. The transcript has 2 exons. Gene Ontology annotation, cellular component: DNA recombinase auxiliary factor complex; condensed nuclear chromosome. Gene Ontology annotation, molecular function: recombinase activator activity; double-stranded DNA binding. The record is from RefSeq and is a predicted model, not a curated record. NCBI's taxonomy places the organism in Eukaryota, Fungi, Ascomycota, Dothideomycetes.
AUGGCGCCCAAACCCACUCCCCCAGCCGCAAAGCAAGCGCUCAUCCUCACCUACUUCCGCACCUCCGGCGUCGCGCACAGCAUCAAAGGCCUCGAAAAGGCCCUCCCAUCCGUCGCGUCCAUCAACGGGAUGCAAGUCAAAGACUACCUGCAAGCGCUCUCCGACGAGAACAAGAUCCGGGUCGAGAAGAUCGGCAGCGGGAACUGGUACUGGAGCUUUGCGUCCGAGGAGAAGGCCGCUAAGGAGGCGGUGUUGGAGAAGGUUAAGGAGGAACGAGAGAAGGCGGGUAAGGCGGUCGAGGAGCUGAAGAGAAAGGUGGAGGAUGCGCAGAGGGAAAGGGAGGAGGAUGGGGGUAUGUUGAUGGAGGGGGAAGGAAGGGAGGGGUUGCAGGUGACGCUAAAGGAGUUGACAGGCGAGAUGGAGUCAUUGAGGUGCGAGUUGAGUGGAUACAGUGAGAAUGACCCGGUUGAGGUCGAGAGGAAGAGGCAGAGGAUGGGGAAGUGCAGGGGAGAGGCGGAGAAGUGGACGGAGCAGAUCCAGAGCAUGGAGGGCUGGUUUAAGGACCAGGUUGGUGGUGAUAGGGAGCAGUUGACGGGUCUCAAGAGGAACUUCUAUGGGGAUGAGUUUGAUGACAAGGAGCAGGGACUGAAGGAGCUGUGA